GCUGCAGUCUGAGGGAUGGGGGGUUAGAUUCUGCACUAUCCAACUACCUGUGUGGCCCCCGCAUGGAGCACAGUGGACUGGAACUGCGUUUGAUGCAGGAAAUUUUUAUCGGAGACACUGCCUCCUCAGCAUUUUAUCGGACAUGCCGACGUUACGAGAUUUUUGACAACAGAAACCAAGGCAUUGCAUGUGCCAGCUUUUUUCUGUGAAUAUGCCUUUGUGAGAAACUCUCUGGCUCGUCACCCUCGCCGGGAUUCCCCGCAAUAUUUUCAACAAGAGACGAGAAGAAGAGAGAGAGACACAGAGAGGAAAAAAAGCAGCAAACAUGGACAAAGAAAGUACUGGCACUCAAUACGAGCCUGUGGCUGAGAUUGGAGAAGGCGCCUAUGGGAAAGUGUACAAGGCGAGAGAUUUGAAGAACGGGGGACGCUUUGUAGCCCUGAAAAGAGUUCGUGUCCAGACGGAGGAAGAGGGGAUGCCUCUCUCCACCAUCCGGGAGGUGGCGGUACUGAGGCAGCUUGAAGCCUUUGAGCACCCCAAUGUUGUCAGGUUGUUUGAUGUGUGUACAGUCUCUCGUACUGACCGGGAAACCAAACUCACGCUGGUGUUUGAGCACGUGGAUCAGGACCUGACCACGUAUCUGGAGAAGGCUCCUGACCCCGGAGUGCCACCUGAGACUAUCAAGGAUAUGAUGUACCAGUUGCUCCAGGGACUGGACUUCCUGCACUCUCAUCGCGUGGUUCACCGUGACCUGAAGCCCCAGAACAUCCUGGUCACCAGCGGUGGACAGAUCAAACUGGCAGACUUUGGUCUAGCCCGCAUCUACAGCUUCCAGAUGGCGCUCACCUCUGUGGUGGUGACACUGUGGUACAGAGCCCCAGAGGUGCUGCUUCAAUCCAGUUACGCCACACCAGUGGACCUGUGGAGUGUCGGCUGCAUUUUCGCCGAGAUGUUCAGAAGAAGACCGCUAUUUCGAGGAAACUCAGAUGUUGAUCAGCUAGGAAAGAUUUUUGAUGUUGUAGGAGUACCUUCAGCAGAAGACUGGCCUCAGGAAGUGGCCCUACCACAGAGUGCCUUCACCCCCCGGCCCCCUAAGCCAAUAGAGGACUUGGUUCCAGACAUGGACGAGCAAGGACGGGCCCUCUUAAUGCAAUUCCUCGCCUUCAACCCCUCCAGGAGGUUAUCUGCCUUUGCUGCGCUGAGCCACCCCUACUUUCAAAGCGUGGACAGCCACAGUAGAAGUGUGUACGCAGCCCAGCCCAUCCCCAGCAACAAGCCCACUAUGGAGGAGAGGACUGCCUGACUGUCCUCCUCCACCCUUAAUCAUCCAUACAGUGUUUAUAAAAAGUAUUCUGUAAACCCCACCUUGGUGUUAUUCAUGUAUAAUUAUUUUUACAGCGUUAAAUCAAAGUGUGUUCAUCAAAUCAAAGUUUUUUUGACACUGAUCAACAGAUAAAUCUUUAAUGUUAAAGUGAAAAUACAUCUGUAUAAACUGAUGUAAUUGAAGUACAAAUUUAUUUAUUUAUUAUUACCUUUAUUUAUUCAGGGGAGCUUCACUGAAAGGAAGCCUCUCUUUUGCAGGAACGCCCUGAUCACAUUCACACUGUUACACAAUAGGUGCGUUCGAGAUGACGGCGGCUGAUUUUCGCCGACUUGAUAGUCUAAUGUGAGCUGCAGGUGACUACAGGGGCGGGGAAUAAAAAUGGCACCGUUAUGUCGGACACAUUCUACCUGCGUGAGCUUACUGUGAGCUGAGAUCAAUGACUGACUGACUCAAGUUGGAACCACACUUUUGCCUGGUCUCGCGGCAUUUGCAAAGAAAAAUGCCGCGAGACCAGGCAAAAGUGUGGUUCCAACUUGGUGCAGCCGGGAAAAAGCAACUUCGGCUGCCGGACUCAGCACCUGCAGCCGCCUUGCUCCCACGAAGUUUUUAUGUCAGGUGACAUGCUGAUGUUUUGCAGCGCUUUUUUAAAGUCCAGCAUGCAUCAUGUUAAGUCAGUGCUGCGCCAUAUGAAGUCAAACGCACUUAUUCACACCUGGAAGCUGCCCAGUACAACCGCAGCCUGGUCUGCUGGCCACUAAGCAGCUCCACUGGAGCUGUUGGGGUUAUAGGUCUUGCUCAAGGGCACCUCAGUGGUAGUAAAUGAGGGAGGGCAAGCACUGCUUGGUUUACUUUCCACACCCAGAUUUUAUACUGCCGGUCCGGGGAUUGAACCGACAGUCACAAGCUUGCUUCUCUAACCUUUGGGCCACCACUGCCCAAAUAUAGAGCACAGAGUGAUUGAUACGGACAUAUUCACCACCUCAAGUCAGUAAGCGGUAGAGGCACAUUUGGUGUCAUUUACAGCCUUUGCGUUGUAUGUUUGGAUACCGCAGUUUUCUCUCAUUGUUCUUUGCAAAAGUCCUAAAGCUCUGUCAAGUUGCAUGGUGAGCAUGACCGAACAGCAGGGUUUCAAGUUCUGCCACAAAUUCUUUGAUUGUGGUCUGGUCAGGUGAUGGCCGCUCAACCUAUUAUUCAACUUCUUAAAAAAAACAAAAAAAAAAACACUUUGCUGCACCAAUGAUAAACUAAGUGUGUCAUUGUUAAGAGGGGUAAUACUUACUGUCAUUUAGAUCCAUUUGUAUUGAUUUGUUUUCUCUUUGACUUUUAAAGAGACAUUUUGCUGAUAAUCGGUGUCAAAAAAGCAUAAUCAAUCGUGAUUCUGUGUUUUACAUAAAAUCAAAACAUGAAAUGGACCAAGGGGGGAAAUACUUUUUGUAGUCAAUGUACAAAGUUCUCGGGAAGUACUCCUGAAGAGAGGGUAAAGAUGGUGUCAGGAAAGAUGACACCAACACUCUCCUCCCAUGAACAAUGCACAAAAGCUAUCCUCCUUCCGUGAACUGAUGGAUUGUAAUUGCUGCUUUUAGGUUGUUGAUGAAUGCCCGUUAAUGCAAAGAGACUUGCAUCUCAGAUUGACUUGUGGGUGUGGGCAGAUAAGACUGAAGAGGCCAUGAAGCAGACGUCUUUUUAUGACCAGUGUUUCACCUUGGAAGAGACCUCUUGACUGUGGGAACCCGACCAUCCAGGAGCCUGGGUGGACAGCAGGGACCUCAUCUUCCUUCACGCUCACACUGUGUGUGUGUGUGUGUGUGAGAGUGUGCACAGUAAGCAGAUGCACAGUACAAACACGCUCACAGAUACAUAAGCAACCUUUAGUGUGUGCUACAACUGACAUCAGCACGCUCAUGUCACACUCCUACUUAUGGAAACAUUAGGCAUCACAGACCAGCCACUUACUGCCAUGUCUUGACUUAUCAUUUCAGUUCUACAUGUAUUAUAUCACUGCCACCUUGAGGAUGUCCUGAGUAACUGCAGACCAGUAGCGGGAUUCUAAUGGUAUCUGCACUCUUCAAGGAGCUCUUCAUAAUGGGCUGAUCUCAAUACUGAGACGAUGAAAAAAGAACCUUAUUGAAAAUGUUCCUGCCACUCACUUGGUGUUUAUGACUUGCUUCUAGUCUGCCAUCAUGGGUUUUUAUCAUUAUAAAAUACAGUUAUAAGUUACUAUCUGAAUGAUACAGUAAUGCACAGGCUUGCAAUAGGUGGGGAAAUCCCACCAGCACUAUUCAACAUGAAUACAUUUGGCACCGAAUAGUGUCGCCAACAUUCUGUAUUUAAUUUUUAAUUUUAUUGACAAGUCUUAUAUGCUUGUUUUCAUCAAGUUGUUACUUUUUUAAGAUGCUAGGGCAUACUAUAUUCUUACACCAAUUACACCAACUCUUUAGAUGAUUAUAGAAUGUGUGUAAGAAUAGUUUGACAAUGUGGAGGAAUGUAUAAAGGAUAGGCAUUGGGUACUGUACAGUAUAGAGUGCUAAGUACAAGCUGUAAUGAUAGAAAACCUUUGAUAGGCGCAGCGUCAGCCCAUAGAUAUGUCGUAAAAAUGGAUAGAUGUAGAGUAGCGAGCAGUGGAAUAUUGAAUGGCAAGAGUAUUUUGUCUAUUGAAAAUGUUGGUUUGGCUCUCUGGGUGCUUGAGUUUAAUUUGAAUUUGACAGUGGUUUUGAUAAUGAAAUAAUGCACAAAUAUUUUGUAUACAGUUUUUGCUUUAUUUUACUGUCAUGUCCCGUUGUGUUCAAAUCCAGUUUUUACCAGCAAGGAAAAAGCAAGUUAUGCAGAGUUGUAUUUUUGUAUGUAGUAGUUCUUGCAGAACAGUAACAUAUUUUAACACUGGUUUACGUUUUCUUAACAGGUAGUGCUGCUAGCACACACACAGACACACUCUCUGACUUUCUCAGGUUCUUGUUUUGGAUGUCCGAACCUAUCGGGCACAGUUUGCACAUCCCUGGGCUACUAACUGACCAUAUCACAUCUCCUUCAGGUUUUCUUUCAAGCUGUCCCACGAUCAUGUCAUUGAUCACAGUCUACUGUCAAUCCUAUUUAUCAAAUAUAUGUUACUGUAGUCAUUACUGUCUUAAGAUAACUGCCUGUAUCUGUUUUGCCAGCAAUUUAAGAUGGCGAUGACAAGUAGAUUGUGUAUUGUCUGCUUGACUAAGCACUGUGUGAAUUCACUAUCUGAUAACGACUCCUAUCUGGUGUCAGUGGUGCAUACAAUGCAAUGAAAGCUCCAAAUACUUUAGACAUAGUUUACAAUUACAACAAUGACUGCUUUAGGCUCAUUACAGACACAAUCACUGUACGCUUUUAUGUUGAGUUAACCAGUUUGUAAAACAUUUCAAUCUCACAACAUGAAACUCCACUGUUGAGCUUUUAGAAGUUUCACUCUUUCGGCACCAAUUUAGCUUGAUCUGUCAUCCAUCAUGGAACUCCUAGUCUCCAUUUCCAUAUGUUAAAAACAAAUGACACAGGAACAUAUGUGUAGACUAGGAAAACCACAAUCAUGGCAUUAUAUUUGUGUAUGAAUGCUGGCAUUGGUGUCUUAUUAUUGUGUUGCACCAGUUGAAUAAAAAACAGCUUUUUUUGAAU
Molecule: messenger RNA, 4957 nt
Organism: Micropterus salmoides (largemouth bass)
Lineage: Eukaryota; Metazoa; Chordata; Actinopteri; Centrarchiformes; Centrarchidae
Gene: cdk6
Product: cyclin-dependent kinase 6
Exons: 8
Coding region: 326-1303 (325 amino acids)
Biological process (GO): protein phosphorylation; regulation of gene expression; regulation of cell population proliferation
Cellular component (GO): cyclin-dependent protein kinase holoenzyme complex; cytoplasm; nucleus
Molecular function (GO): cyclin binding; cyclin-dependent protein serine/threonine kinase activity; ATP binding
Source: RefSeq, a predicted model, not a curated record